Messenger RNA from Penicillium maclennaniae, 1395 nucleotides. RefSeq names its product hydrogen/calcium exchanger domain-containing protein. Gene Ontology annotation, molecular function: calcium:proton antiporter activity. Gene Ontology annotation, cellular component: fungal-type vacuole membrane. The coding region runs from base 1 to 1395 and encodes 464 amino acids. The record is from RefSeq and is a predicted model, not a curated record. NCBI's taxonomy places the organism in Eukaryota, Fungi, Ascomycota, Eurotiomycetes, Eurotiales, Aspergillaceae. Gene Ontology annotation, biological process: calcium ion transmembrane transport; intracellular calcium ion homeostasis. The transcript is spliced from 2 exons.
AUGGGCUCCAUCCGUUCCUCCGCGUCAAGGGGGCCACGCCCGCAGGCGAGUGGGGAAAUCCUGGCGCCGCCGCAAGAGAAGGAUCCCCAGGAAAGUCCCAUGUUGCCUAUUCACGAGAGAAAGACUCAUUCUCAUCGCUAUGUCCUGGGCCUUUUUCGCGUCGACAGUGCCGGCGAGAGCGGCCGCAAGGGAUUUCAUCCCCUCCACUUUCUUCGAGUAUGCUUCAGGAGUGUCUGUAGAGCUUCAAUGAUGGUGAACAUCCUUUGGCCCUUUGUCCCGGUGGCGAUCGUGAUGCACUUUGCGCGUCCUGAUCUUCACGUCUGGGUCUUUACCCUCAACUACAUCGCCAUGGUGCCUUCCGCGAACUUGCUCGGGUUCGCAGGUGGAGAGCUGGCUAAGAAGCUACCCAAAGUCCUCGGUGUCUUACUGGAAACGAUGUUAAGCGCUGUGGUAGAAAUUGUGCUCUUCAUGGUCUUACUUCACAACUCCUCCGCUGAGCAAGACCUAAUACCCGUCAUUCAAGCUGCCAUUCUGGGCUCCAUCUUGGCCAAUUUGCUUCUUUGCCUGGGGACUUGUUUCUUUGUUGGAGGUCUCAGGCGGAAUGAGCAAGUGUUUCACGAGGCGGUCAGUGAGGUUGGAACCGGACUGUUGCUGGUCGCAGGUUUCGGGUUGUUAAUCCCAAGCGCUUUCUACACUGCGUUAAAAGGCGCUGUCAAUACCGAGUUUACUCUACACCAAUUGGAACAGGAUGCGCUGACCAUUAGCCGCGCAACUGCGGUUAUCCUUCUCGUUGCUUUCUUCGCAUAUCUCGUUUUCAACCUACAUAGUCACAACUCCAUUUUCGACGAGAUCUUUGAGUCGGACGAAGCGCAAGAUGAAGACCGAGAUCAGGAGCUCCUGAGGGCCAAACUCACGUUCUUUGAGUGCAUCGUGGCCAUUGUCAUCUCGCUGACCUGUGUCUGCAUGUCUGCCGUCUUCCUCGUGCAGGAGAUAGAGUACAUUGUGGCCCUGGGCGUCUCGGACAACUUCAUGGGCUUGAUUCUCGUCCCUUUAGUUGAAAAGGCUGCCGAGCACCUCACGGCUGUGGAUGAAGCCUGGGAUAACCAGAUCAAUUUUGCACUCUUCCAUUGCCUAGGUCCUUCGAUCCAAACAGCUCUUUUGAACGCCCCGCUCGCUGUCAUCGUGGGUUGGGGCCUGGACAAGGACAUGAGUCUCAAUUUCGAGAUUUUCAUGGUUGUUCUCCUGGUUCUAUCAAUCCUUGUCGUUGGAAACUUCCUGCGAGAUGGAAAGUCCAAUUACUUGGAGGGAGCCUUGUGUGUGCUCGUCUAUGUCAUCAUCGCCGUCACAUCCUGGUACUAUCCCGGAGUGGAACAGGCUUCGACCAACCAGUCAUAA